Molecule: messenger RNA, 2700 nt
Organism: Lodderomyces jiufengensis
Lineage: Eukaryota; Fungi; Ascomycota; Pichiomycetes; Serinales; Debaryomycetaceae
Exons: 1
Coding region: 1-2700 (899 amino acids)
Biological process (GO): spindle assembly; microtubule nucleation; meiotic cell cycle
Cellular component (GO): gamma-tubulin complex; equatorial microtubule organizing center; centrosome
Molecular function (GO): gamma-tubulin binding; microtubule minus-end binding
Source: RefSeq, a predicted model, not a curated record
AUGAACGAAUUUACACCAUCCCAAGCAAAUAGGAUAGGGUCACUGAGAAUUUUUGAUAAACAAGAUGAAAACAUGGAAAAUUUCUCACCAACUUUUACUUUGCCUAAUAGACAACAACCACAAAAUCAAAGAAAAUCAAACAUAAUACUAGAGACUUCAUAUCAGAAAGACAUUGUAUCUUUGAAAGAUGAAUUUGACGAUGAAUUGAAAGAAGAAAACAUACUAUGCUCAUGUAUUAGUAAAAACGAUUUAGAAUUUCAAAAAAUCUCAGCACCAUUAUUAAAUGAAAUUCAACAGAUUAAUAUACAACAAGCAUUAAUUAUAAAAGAUAUACUUUUCACGCUAUUAGGAUUUGAAGGAAAUUAUAUACAAUAUGGUAAGAAUUAUAACCCAAAUUCAGUAAAUUCCAAGAUCCAAGGUCCAGAUUAUAGAAUUGCCAAAAAUUUAGAUAUAAGUUUGAAAACAAUCACAAAAAAAUUGAUUAAAUUAGGUAAACAAUAUGAUGGACUAAAGAAUUUUAUACAGAUAUAUGAUAAUUCCAAAAACGGGAAAAUUAUACAGUCAUAUUGUCAUUUUAUAAAGAAUUUUUUCAAAGUAUAUUAUAAUGUAUUAUCACAGAUCGAACAUGAGUUCCAGUAUAAUAAUAGAUUUAAUAUGAAUCUUCUAGAUCAACUUUUGCAUCAAGAAAUAUCAAAUAAAUUGGAGCAUUUAUAUCACAUUAGUUUGCGGAUCCAUGAAAUGAGUGAAGAGAGAAAAAAUUUCAGUGGCAUGGAUAUUGAUGAUUUACCACCAAGUACAGUAGAAUCUGCUGAUUUAUAUACGGAAAGAAUGAAAACUUGUAAAGGGGGUUUAGUACUACAGAUUAUACAAGAAAGAUUAACAUUUUACAAAGGGGACAUUACCUCAUUUAAUUUUUUAAAUUCCUUACUAGAUGAAAUAAGCAUAGAUUAUGUAAGUAUGCUAAAUAAAUGGCUUACUGAUGGGAAUAUCGAUGAUCCAUUUGAUGAGUUUAUGAUACGGGUAACUCAAUUACCAUCACAUUUCAAGUCAUAUAUUGAUACCAAAGGAGAAGUUUAUUGGAAUGAAUUAUUUUUGAUCAAAAAAGAUGGUUUGUUAGAACAAUUUAACAAUUCGAGAAUCCAAAGAAAAAUAUUGAAUACUGGGAAAUAUUUAAGUAUAUUUAAAGCUUGUACUGGUUUACCAAACUUCAAACUUUUGAACCAAGAUAAGAAUGAGAAUAAACCUAAAUUGGAUAGUCUAAAUGCACCGGACUUGAAUUUAAAAAUUGAUCAAUUUUACCAAAGAGCCAACAACUUAUUACUAAAAUUAAUUUUUCAAGGUUAUAAAUUCAGUCAACUAAUUACAAAUUUUCAAACAUUGUACUUAUUCAACACUUCAUUCAAUAUUGAUAAAUUUUUGAGUUUAACAUUCCAAGAAAUGAAAAAGAACAAAUUCAAAAUCUCAACAUCAAAAAUAAUUAAACAAUAUAAUGAGAUUUUUGUACCCAAAAUCGAAAAUAAAGUUGGUGAUAAUUCUAGUUCCUCCAUAAGUCAAAUAGUAUUACAAAAUCAAAGUCUCAAAAUUAGUAUUGAAAAUUUUUUCAAGUUGAUACAAGAACUAGCUGAAAGAGGAGAUAAUUUUAAUAUAAAUAUGGAUCAGUUUUUUGCGAGUGGUACUAAUGACAAUCAAAAUCUUGACUCAAACGAUAAUCAAUCCGAAUCAUCACUAAGAAAUUCUGAAAAAUUUGAAGACUUAACAAUUUUAAGUUGUGAUUUAUCUAUACCUAUACCAUUUCCAAUAAAUCUUAUACUAAACAGACAAAUCUCAUAUCAAUAUGAACUAAUGUUCAAAUAUUUAAUAAUGAUAAAAUUUAUAACAAAACAAAGUGACUUAAAUUGGCAUGAUAUAAAUACUUCAAAAGUAUGGACUGAUAAAUCAUUUGAUCCAAUACUUCAAAAAUGGAUACUAAGAUGUAGAAUGUUACAUUCACGUAUUAGAACAUUUGUUAAUGAAUUUGAAAGUUAUAUAAUGUUUGAUGUCAUUCAAGAAAAUUAUCAACAUGUUGAAAAAGUUUUGGCAAAUGCUCAAACAAGCUCCCAGAAUUUUGAGUUCAAUUCAGACAACAAUUCAGAGACAGAGUCACAACAGCAAAAUGUAUUUGGUACAAGAUUAACUAGCUCAUCAUAUGCAACAAAUUCAAUUUUUGACAAUCGAUUAAACUCCAAGAUCAAUAACGCAAAUAAUUACAACAAUAACAACAGUCAAGACAAAAUCAAUAACUCUGAUCCCAACGUAACGGUAGAUAAUUUGAUUUUGAGUUUACAAACAUUUACAACAACAUUAUUAAGUGAUUCAUUAUUAACACGUCCAGAGACUUUUUUGAUAAUUUCAAAACUAUUUGAGUUCAUAAUCCACUUCCAAGCAUACACAAUGCAAGUUAAAAAAUUAUUAAUAUUACUGAAUUACGAAUUAUAUGAAAGUUUUAGUGUUGAAUACCCCCAGAAAUUUGCAUCAAAGCCCAUGGAUGAAGAACUGAUUUUAAAAAGAGUUGAGUUCUUGAAUGAUUCCUUUUUUGGUAAGUAUGAGAAAUUUGGAAAUUUACUUUCUAUUUUUUUGAAAAUUAUUAAAAAAUUUGGUGAAUAUGAAAAUAGAGUUAUAUUACAAUUGAGUGAUAGAUUAGAAGCUUGCUUUCCAGAAUAA